Molecule: messenger RNA, 1967 nt
Organism: Vombatus ursinus (common wombat)
Lineage: Eukaryota; Metazoa; Chordata; Mammalia; Diprotodontia; Vombatidae
Gene: CRPPA
Product: CDP-L-ribitol pyrophosphorylase A
Exons: 10
Coding region: 145-1194 (349 amino acids)
Biological process (GO): isoprenoid biosynthetic process; protein O-linked glycosylation via mannose
Cellular component (GO): cytosol
Molecular function (GO): D-ribitol-5-phosphate cytidylyltransferase activity
Source: RefSeq, a predicted model, not a curated record
GGGGGCUGCGGGGAGCGCCUGGGAGGGCCCACGCCCAAGCAGUUCUGCCCCGUGCUCGGCAGGCCGCUCAUCAGCUACACGCUGCAGGCCCUCCAGAGGGUGAGCUGGAUAAAAGAUAUUGUUGUGGCUGUGACCAGUGAGAACAUGGACAUGAUGAGGGCCAUCAUCCAUCAGUACCAGCAUCAGCGAGUCACCCUGGUUGAAGCUGGCGCCACCCGCCAUCGGUCCAUUUUCAAUGGGCUGAAGGCCUUGGCAGGAGACCACCCCCAUUCCAAGCUGCCCACCCCCACGGUUGUGAUCAUCCACGAUGCUGUGAGGCCCUUUGUGGAGGAAGAUGUCCUCGUGAGCGUGGUCACUGCUGCCAAAGAUCACGGGGCAGCAGGAGCUAUCCGCCCCCUCGUGUCCACGGUCAUUACUCCAUCUGCAGAUGGUUGUUUAGACCAGUCAUUAGACCGGGCCAAGCACCGGGCCAGUGAAAUGCCCCAGGCUUUCCUGUUCGAUGUGAUCUACAGAGCUUAUCGUCAGUGCAGUGACCACGACCUGGAGUUUGGGACGGAGUGCUUGCAUUUAGCACUGAAGUAUUGCCACACCAAGGCCAAGCUGGUGGAAGGCCCUCCUGAUCUGUGGAAGGUGACCUACAGACGAGAUCUGUAUGCUAUGGAAUCCAUAAUUAAAGACAAGAUUUCACAACAGGUCUGUGUUGUCAUGGACACAAAAGAAGAUGCCGGAUGCAUAGGCUUUCUUCAAGGAGUGCUGAAAAAGGAACUGGAAGUUAAAGGCACAUCUGUAACUCUGUGUCCAAAUGGCCAAGAUCUUCAGAAAAUCUUCCUGGGAGAGUGCUAUAAUUUUGUUUGUAUAAAUACGACGAGCGCUGAUUUUCACCAGAUCACGAAGCUGUUGGAUGGGCUUGAGAGCAGAACCCCUUCCCUUUUCUAUCCCGUUGCUGUUGUUUCGGUGCAUUUUCUUGAUUCCCAAAAUGUGUCAUUUAGUGAAAGAAUGAAAGAACUGAUGGAAAUGAAAGAUUUUGCAAAGGAAGUGAAAGAACGAAAUAUUUUCUUAUAUGGCGUUCUCGUCUGUUUCACACAGGAUAAUCUACAACAGCUACACGAAAACGUCAGGCAGGGUGCCAGCAUCAUCACUUCCCUCCUCAAGGACCGCAACGCCGGGCUCACUGGGCAGCUGCUGAUUGCGUGAUAUAGGCAGAGAAGAUGGGCCACGCUCUUUCUGUCUCUCCCCGUCUCUCUCCCUCUGUCUGUGCCUCUCUUGUUUUCCCUCAGCAAAUUGUAACGGUUUUCCCUUCCUUGUUUCUCUCAUGAUAAAAUUACCUCCUAAAGCUUCCAAUCAGCACCUAUUUCCAUGCAGUCCAGGCCUUGCUCUUGGCUUCUAUGCAAGAACAAUCCAUUAAAUUGGAGACUGUAUAGCUGCUGGCCAGGUAGUUACUUUGGGGGCCUUUCCCAGGGGAAGGAUCUUUCGAAAGAUCUGGAUAAUGAUCAGGUCCUGUCCAAUUAAAAGAAUGAUUUAAGAAGAAGCAGUAACAAAAUCUUUUGUCCCUGCACUCACACAUUAGUCAAGCAGAUGAUUCUCUGAAUGCCUUAGUGCUGAUGGGGCUUUUGGACAUGUUUCAGAAUUCUGCUUUUUCCUUUCCAAAUAUUUCUUUCUUUCCAUCCUAGAUGAGGGUCUGAGAUGAUGCUGAGAGCCAUGAGUGGUGCCAUCUGGCUUCCUUCUGAACAGGAGGUGAGCACUUUAAAGGAGGAAGGAAGAGAAGGCCGUGCACCUGCUGGCCUCAACUGUCUAGGGCACCGUAGAAUCCCCUUUCCUUUCUUCCCCGGAGCUGGCCCCGAGACUAUUUCAUUUGAUAUUUCCCUUUCACUGAACUAUUGAAAUGAAUGAAGAUAAAAUAACCGCUUUCUAGGCACUGGCCAAAUCUUGCCAUCAAAAAAUGAAUAAUAAAAAUCUGUCCUGAUGAA